Messenger RNA from Serendipita indica DSM 11827, 1512 nucleotides. Lineage: Eukaryota; Fungi; Basidiomycota; Agaricomycetes; Sebacinales; Serendipitaceae. The record is from the annotation of a GenBank genome assembly.
AUGUCCGGAUCGUUCACGUUUUCCACAGGCCACUAUCCGGCUGUCUAUCGCGAGCUCAAGGCGGAGAUAGAGCGUCGGAGAGUGCUACUAGACCAAGGUUUGCCAGUCAACGCUCCGAAAAGACAGCAGAUAACCAACGCUAAUCGCUCCUCUGACCCUAUUAUACCUCGUUCACCUCCGAGAAGACUACGCCCAGCAAACCAACGACGGGAUUCUCGACCAGCAAGCUCUUCAAAUUCCCAGUUGCAACAUAAACGACCUCGGAAGAUAAGGCUGGUGGUGACGCGCAAGGACCAAAGCCCCAUCACGUUGACACCAACGUCUCCUACAAGCAAUGCGAGCGGAACAGUAUCGCCUCCUAGCUCAUCGACCACCCCUAGCUCCGGCAUUUCAGUACAGUCUUGCUCUAGCUCACUAGGAAGUCAAUCAAGCAGUUCAACAAUACGACCGCAAAUUCGCAAAUCUGGAUCCCAGUUGACACCAGCACUCAAUACUACCCCCGAGAAAGAUGCGCCAGGGUUUGAAUUCCGUCUCUUUGGACUAAGUUUCCCGGUCGGUUCAUCUAUUUGGGUUUCUGCCAAUCAACUCGAUGGUAGUAUGGACAUGUUGGAACCUUCCACCUUGAUCAAGAUACUCAAAUAUCACUAUCAUCAAUAUGGUCUAUCUGAACACCACAUCCGGGCUCGUUCUCGUUACCUGGGAGGAUUCCAUGGAAUUUCACCCUAUGAUAUCACUACAGGUCCUGGAGGAUUAGCAACUCUCAAUGUUGAUAAGAUACGCCGUUCAUCCAAGUAUGAAGGCCUGCAUAUUCGUGUCCAUAUACAUUUACUUGGGAUGCGUGGUAUUACAUAUCUUUCUUCGGGAGUUUGGGAGAUCUCAAACAAGGAUAAACAAACUUGCACCCGUGAUCGAUUUAUACUCCAACUGCCCAAAUCAUCAUCUGACAUCGAUCAUAAUGUGCUGGCAUCCGACAUCUUUGCUGCAAACUUUGUGUCGGCACUAAAGGCAGGCUAUUAUGGUGAAGAUUACCACCUUCCAAUAAGCAAUAGACCAGUAAAAGAUACAAUAGUUCAAGCAUUCUACACAGUACUAGAUGGUCACAUUCGUGCACAAAGCUCAGGCUCGAAUAAUGACAAUGACCGCCAAAAUCGUAGGCACGCAAGGAGAAUUGCGAAAUGGCUUCGUCUUCUCGACGUUGCGGGGUCGUUCCCAGCCUCUCCUCUCAGUUUUGGUCUCAAAGCAGCUGGGGCAGACGCAUGCAGUAGUGAUGAAAGUGACGAUGAAGGGAACUGCCAAGUUUACAGACCAAAGUUAUGGAGAAGUCGCAAGCUGAACGGCUUUAUUAGUGCUGUCAGGUCAUCUGGUUACUACCUCGAGCUACGAGCUGGCUGGAGCCACAAGAUAGAACCAAGCGUACGAGCACUGCCAAGCAGAGUUCCCAAGAGGUUCAUUGAUGACGAGUGGCUCGAAAACUCGUUAAACGCGGCAACAGCUCUGCUAGAACUUCCAUAG